Molecule: messenger RNA, 1680 nt
Organism: Scleropages formosus (Asian bonytongue)
Lineage: Eukaryota; Metazoa; Chordata; Actinopteri; Osteoglossiformes; Osteoglossidae
Product: protein shisa-5-like
Exons: 5
Coding region: 514-1263 (249 amino acids)
Source: RefSeq, a predicted model, not a curated record
AUCAUCAAGUUGAUUCUCUUAAGCUCCAGAGAAGAAGGAGCACAUUUCACACGAGAGGCAUUUGCAACAUAGUAGCGAUGAUGUCUUAGCUUUUUAAAUAGUUUUAUGCUACUAAAUACUAUAAAAGCAUCAGUAAAAGGCGAACAAGAUGAUUUGUGGGUGAUUCCAAACUUUCGAACGCCACAGGAAUAAAAUAAUGUAGAAUCCGGUCCAGACUCGAGCAGCGGGUUCGCCAACUUUUUUUCGGUGUUUCUAUAAUAAUAACUGAGGCGCGAAGUCCCGUUCGCGAGUGUCGCUGCUGCGCUGGCCGGGGAGCGCGUGCUUCCUUGUGCCACUUGUUAAGUGCGUGCGCGCGCGUGCGUGCGGGGGGUUGCGUAUCCGUGGCGGCCAGCGUGACGUCCCUCUACCCUUUCUCACGUCUCGGCGCGCAGGGAAGGAAGAGGGCGGAGCGCGCAGUUCCGCAGUCCGGACAGAGACUCGCCCUCGCCGGCUGCUCCGCGCUGUCGCUCCGCCAUGUCCGUCGCUGUCACCGCGCUCCUCGCGCUCAGCGCAGCUCUGCUGUCCGCAGCCGCCGCCGACAGCUGUAAGAGCUACACGGAUGACAAGAACGUAUACCAACCGUCCAGGUCCUGUUGGGGCUUUCAGUUCUGCUGCGGCACGUGUUCAAACCGCUACUGCUGCUCGGACAAGUUCAAGGAGCUGGACGACGACGCGCAAGAAAAAUGCUUCACUGGAUAUAUGAAGCAGUCGAACACGGCCAUCAUCGCCAGCGGCUUGUUCUCCUUGGCCAUCUUAAUCAUCCUCAUCAUCUCCUGCUGCGUCUGCCCCUGCUGCUGCAUCUACAAGAUGUGCAGGAAGCCGUCAAGACCUGUGGUGACAUCGCACACGACCACGGUGAUAAACGCGCCGUACCCGCAGCAGCCCGUGCCGACCCAGGUCUACCAGGGGGCUCCGUACCCGUCGGGGUACCAGCCUGUACCGGUGCCCGUCCAGCCAGCCUACGGAUCGCAGCCCAUGUCCACGGUCCCCUACCCGGCGCAGCCUUACCCCUCGCCAGGAUAUCCGAGCCAGAACCCAGGACCGCCACCUCCGUACCAGGAGGCCGGGCCAGCGUACCCUCCGGCCCCCCUGCCCUACAGCCAGGCCGGGUACAGCGGAGGGCAGCCGUCCUACUCCCUGCAGCCGCCCACCGCGCCGCUGGCGGAGACCACGCAGCCGGCCUACAACCCCGCCUACGUGGAGCCGCCUAAGACGGGAUACUGAACAAUGGUCGCUGCGCCUCCCGGCGGCUGCUGGACACGCCGAUUCUGACAAUCGGCCUUCGCCUCGUUCCCGCGGAGACGGCAUACGCAAACACGGUCUCCAGUGAGCAGUCUAAAGUGUUCCUCUAGCCCCGUCGCUCUUUACGUGCGUGUUACGCAGGAUGUGUAGAACCGUGCAGCGCUUCACACACACCGCCACGUUUUCAGAAUGUAUGACUUUUUCAUCUUUAAUCUUUGAAAUGCUUGUCAGUUACUACGUUCUCAUGUUUACGUAUUAAUGGCAGAGACUCCAGGAAAUUCCUCAGUAACUGUCAGCGGUUUGUUUUUUUUUUUUUUUUUUUGAAAUGUUGUAUUAUAUUUAAAUGUGAAAGCAUUUGGUGCCCCAGGGGUGUGUUGUUUGUCAUGUUGCAGUUUAAAC